AGCGGUAACUAAGGAGAUCCCAGUUCUGUUUACUACAAAGAUGUCCUCCUUGCUAGCUGCUAUCUUGGCGCUGCUCAACUAAAAAAAUGGCCUUAAUCAUCUAAAGAUUCCUUAAUCUCCACACUAACAACAUUCUUCCCGGUACGAGCUUCCUAAAGACUUCCGAAAAAUGCAACUGAAGCAUCUGAAGACGCUGUUAACCCCGCAGGAGGGUGCGGCCAAAGUGACCUGUCUCACCUGGGCACCGAAUAACACCAAGUUCGCUGUUUGCACUGUGGACAGAGUGGUGCUGCUGUACGAUGAGCAGGGAGAGAGGAGAGACAAGUUCUCCACCAAACCCCUGGACUCCAAGUAUGGAAAACAGAGCUACGUUGUCAACGACAUGGCGUUCUCACCGGACUCCACCAAAAUCGCCAUCGGCCAGUCGGACAACAUCAUCUUUGUGUACAGAAUCGGAGAGGAUUGGGGCGACAAGAAAGCCAUUUGCAACAAAUUCGUUCAGACGAGUGCUGUGACUUGCUUGCUUUGGCCUGCAGAGCAUGCAAUUGUUUAUGGAUUAGUGGAUGGCAAGGUUCGACUGGCCAACACUCAGACCAACAAGUCAUCAACCAUCUAUGGCACCGAGUCCUGUGUUGUGUCACUGGCAUCCAAUGUCUCUGGUAAAGGUAUCCUCUCUGGCCACGCCGAUGGGACAGUGGUGCGUUACUUCUUCGAUGACGAAGGUUCAGGGGAUUCUCAGGGUAAGCUGUUCAUGCACCCGUGCCCACCCUACGCUCUGGCCUGGGGUGCAAACGGCAUCAUGGUGGGCGGCUGCGACAAGAAGGUGGUGGCCUACAGCAGAGAGGGUCACGUCCUGCAGACCUUCGACUACACCCGCGACCGGACGGAGAGGGAGUUCACCGUGGCCGCCACCAGCCCCGGCGGGCAGUCUGUUGUGUUUGGCAGUUACGACCGGUUGCGGGUGUUUAACUGGGCUCCCAGGAGAAGUGUGUGGGAUGAAGCCAAGCCUAAAGAGAUUCUCAACCUCUACACCAUCACCAGCUUGGCCUGGAAGAAAGACGGAUCUCGUCUCUGUGCUGGAACUCUGUGUGGAGGAGUGGAGCUGUUUGAUUGCUGCUUGCGGAGAGCCAUCUAUAAAAACAAGUUUGAGAUGACCUACGUCGGCCUGAGCCAGGUGAUAGUGAAGAACCUCUCCACAGGAACGCGGGUGGUCCUGAAGUCCUAUUACGGUUAUGAGAUAGAAGAAGUGAAGAUCAUGGGCAAAGAUCGCUACCUGGUGGCUCACACCUCCGAUACGCUUCUGCUGGGCGACCUGCUCACAAAUAAACUGAGUGAGGUGCCAUGGCCCGGUUCUGGAGGAAAUGAAAAGUUCUUCUUUGAAAAUGAAACGGUGUGUAUGAUUUUUAAUGCUGGCGAGCUGAGCCUGGUGGAAUACAGCAACAAUGACAUCCUGGGAUCAGUCAGAACAGAAUUUAUGAACCCUCACCUCAUCAGCGUCCGACUCAAUGAGAGGAAGCAGAGGGGAGUCGAAGACAACAAGAAGCUUGCAUAUCUGGUUGAUAUAAAGACCAUUGCUAUUGUGGACUUGGCCGGCGGCUACAAUCUGGGAACCAUCAGCCACGACUCCAAGAUUGACUGGCUGGAGCUCAACGAGACCGGACGCAAACUGCUGUUCAGGGACAAGAAGCUACGGCUCCAUCUGUAUGAUAUAGAGAGCGGCGUGAAGGCCACGGUGCUGAGUUUCUGCUCCUAUGUCCAAUGGGUGCCGGGCAGUGACGUGGUGGUCGCCCAAAACAGAGGAAACCUCUGCAUCUGGUACAGUAUCGACAGCCCAGAGAGCAUCACCAUGUUCCCAAUCAAGGGAGACAUCGUGGAUCUAGAAAGGGCUGAUGGGAAGACAGAUGUGAUCGUGACGGAGGGUGUCAACACUGUGACGUACACACUGGACGAAGGCCUCAUCGAGUUUGGUACCGCCGUGGACGACGGGGAUUACGACAGAGCCACAGCAUUCCUUGAGACUCUGGAGAUGUCACCAGAGACUGAAGCCAUGUGGAAGACGCUCAGCAAGCUGGCUCUAGAGGCUCACCAGCUGCACAUCGCGGAAAGGUGUUUCGCUGCGUUAGGGGACGUCUCGACUGUACGUUUCCUCCACCAAACGAACCAGAUUGCCGACAAAGUUUCACAGGAAAUGGGAGGAGAUGGAACUGCCUUUUUCCAAGUCCAAGCCCAUGUGGCCAUGCUGGAUAAGAACUUUAAACUGGCUGAGAUGCACUACAUGGAGCAGAAUGCCAUUGAUGAAGCUAUAGAGAUGUACCAGGAGCUCCACAUGUGGGACGACUGCAUUGCAGUGGCUGAAGCCAAGGGCCACCCGGAGCUGGACAGCCUGCGUGCGAACUAUUACCAGUGGUUAACGGAGACGGGUCAGGACGAGAAGGCCGGUGAGGUGAAGGAGAACGAGGGAGACUUCCAGGGCGCCAUCAACCUCUACCUGAAGGCCGGACUACCAGCUAAAGCCGCCCGGCUGGCCAUCGGCCACCCGGAGAUCACCAACAACAGCGACACUGUCAGCCGCAUCGCCGCCAGUCUCAUCAAGGGAGAGUUUUAUGAGAGGGCAGGAGAUCUGUACGAGAGGAUCAGAAACAACCAGAGAGCUUUGGAGUGCUUCUGCAAAGGAGGAGCCUUCAGGAAAGCGGUGGAGCUGGCUCGCCUCGCCUUCCCUGCCGAGGUGGUGAAACUGGAGGAGUCCUGGGGAGACUACCUCGUCCAGCAGAAACAGAUGGACGCCGCCAUCAACCACUUCAUUGAAGCAGGCUGCUCACUUAAAGCCAUCGAGGCGGCCAUCGCAGCUCGUCAGUGGAAGAAAGCCGUCCACAUCCUGGAGUUACAGGAGGAUUCAUCAGCAGGGAAAUACUACGUGAAGAUAGCUCAGUACUACGCCGCCAUGCAGGACUAUGAGGUGGCAGAGCAACUGUUUGUGAAAGGAGGUCAUAUCAAAGAUGCUAUAGACAUGUACACCACAGCAGGACGCUGGGAGGAGGCUCAUAAGUUGGCGGUGAAGUGUAUGACAGAGGAGGAAGUUAUGGCUCUGUACAUCAGCAGAGCUCAGGAGCUGGAGAGAGAUGGGAAAUUCAAGGAGGCUGAGCGGUUGUUUGCCACGGUGAAGCAGCCUGACCUCGCCAUAACCAUGUACAAGAAGAACCGGAUGUUCGAUGAUGUCAUCCGCCUGGUGGCCAAACAUCAUCCCGACUUGCUGUCAGAGACCCACCUGCACCUGGCCAAGGAGUUGGAGGCUGAAUCCAGAUUCUCAGAGGCAGAGUACCACUUCAUGGAGGCUGAAGAGUGGAAAUCUGCGGUCCACAUGUACAGAGUCAAUGAUAUGUGGGAGGAUGCAUACAGGGUGGCUAAGAACCAUGGAGGUGCUGGAGCCCAGAAGCAGGUGGCCUACCUGUGGGCCAGGAGCCUGGGAGGAGAGGCGGCCGUCAAGCUGCUCAACAAGUUCGGCCUCCUGGAAUACGCCAUCGAGUCUGCUUUAGAUAACUUCUCAUUUGACUUCGCCUUUGAUUUGGCUCGACUUUCCUGCAAGGAAAAGAUUCCUGAGAUCCACUUCAAACAUGCCAUGUACCUGGAGGAUGAGGGAAAGUUUCCUGAGGCCGAGGUUGAGUUCAUCAAAGCAGGAAAACCCAAAGAAGCCGUGUUCAUGUACGUCCACAACAAGGACUGGGCCAGCGCACAGCGGGUGGCUGAGGGCCACGAUCCAGAGAGUGUGUCUGAGGUUCUGGUCGGCCAAGCCAAGUUCUGCUUUGAACAGAAAGAUUUCCAGAAGGCUGAAGCCUUCCUGCUCCGAGCCCAGAGACCCGAACUUGCUGUCAAAUAUUACAAAGAUGCAGACAUGUGGAGUGAUGCCAUGCGGAUCUGUAAGGAGUAUAUCCCCAACAAGCUCUCCAUACUUCAAGAGGAGUUCGAGAAAGAGACCUCCAAGAAGGGAGUCCGGGGCGUGGAGGGCCUGCUGGAACAGGCCAGGGAGUGGGAGCAGUCAGGUGAAUACCCCCGGGCCGUGGAGUGUUACCUGAAGGUGAAGGAUGACUCCAACACGGCCCUGAUGGAGAAGUGCUGGAUGAAGGCAGCAGAGUUGUCCAUCAAGUUCCUCGGUGGAGAACGAGCGGUGGAGGUGGUCCACGUGGUCGGACCACGACUCACACAGCUGAGGAAGUACAACGCUGCUGCUGAGCUCUACCUGAAUAUGGAUCUCAUCAAAGAGGCAAUCGAUGUCUUUAUCGAGGGUGAGGAGUGGAACAAAGCCAAGAGAGUCGCCAAGGAGCUGGAGCCAAGGUACGAGGACUAUGUGGACCAGAAAUACAAAGAGCACCUGAAGAACCAAGGCAAAGUGGACUCUCUGGUGGGUGUGGAUGUCAUCGCAGCUCUGGACAUGUACGCAGAGAGAGGCCAGUGGGAGAAAUGUCUGGAUACAGCAUCUAAACAGAACUUUAAGAUCCUCCAUAAGUACGUCGCUCUGUACGCUACACACCUGAUCAAGGAGGAGGAGGCUCUGAAGGCUCUGCAGCUCUACAUACAGCACGGAGCGCCGCCUAACCCUCAGAACUUUAACAUCUACAAGCGCCUGUUCCUGGAUCUGAUUAGCCUUCCUGACACUGAUGGACCAGAGUCUUACCGAAUGUGGGCCGACCUCCGCAGUUUCCUGCUGCAGCUGUGUGAGAACCUGUCCAGGUCAGCCGAGGCCAACUCUCCAGCUCAUGAAGACUUUGAGCAGAUGCUGCUGAUCGCUCACUCCUACGCCACUCGAUCCGCCGCAAAAGGAGUGGAGCAACUGAUCAGCGUAGCAGCCAAGCUGUCGGUGUCUCUGCUGCGGCACACUGAGCUCAUUCCUGCAGACAAGGCUUUCUACGAGGCUGGGCUGGCCUGCAGGGCUGUUGGCUGGGAGAACAUGGCCUUCAUCUUCCUCAAUCACUUCCUGGAUCUGUGUGAUGCGAUUGACGAGGGGACCCUGGACGCUCUGGACCACUCUGACUUCCUGGACACCGACAUUCCCUUUGAGGUUCCAGUUCCCACCAAACUCUGUGUCACCGACGCCCAGCGGGAGCAGAUCCGUGACUGGGUGCUGAUGGUGUCCAUGGACAAUCGGUUGGAGCAGGUUCUGCCGCGUGACGAGAGGAACUCGUAUGAAGCCUCGCUGGUCGCCGCUAACACCGGCCUUCGCUCUCUGCCCUGCAUCCUCACCGGCUACCCGGUGCUGAGGAACAAGAUCGAGUUCUCGUCUGGGGGGAAAGCGGCCAACAAGGAAGACUGGAACAACUUCCUCAUGGCCACAAAGACCACUCACAGUCCGGAGUGUCAGGACGUCCUCAAGUUCAUCAGCCAGUGGUGUGGCGGCCUGCCGGCAUCUGGAUUCUCCUUCCACUGAUACACACACACACACACACACACACACACACACACACACACACACACACACACACACACACACUCUUCCAUUUUUGCUGCAAGAUUUUAAUUGUAGACACCCUUUCUCCUUUUCUCUGCUCCGUUACUCAACACUCAUUUAGAAAAAACUUUGACUAGCCACCGACUUUUUUCCCCCACAAAUGAAUUAUUUAUUAAACUUUUCAUUUAUAUUUUUCUAAAUGUAAAUUUUAUCUCCUUUCUUGGUGGUUUAAAUGCUGUUUCGAAGCCUUUUCUGCACUUCCAGUUACAGUAUGUAAUCCUGUGGAAAUUUCUUAAUCCCCUUAAUCCUCCACUUUAUUUUGAAUUCAUUAUGUUUUUGCUCAAAUUUAAAGCAGUUUAAUCUAAAAAUAAUUUACAGCCUUAAGAUCAGCCACAUAUUCCAGUAUGUGGAACUGGUUAAGACAGUAAACCCACAUUAAUGUAUUGAGAUGUUACUCUGGACAUGACCUUGGUUUAACCUUCUGACUUUAUAUAAACUUUUUGGAUUGAGGGAGGUUAAAUAAUUUGACAUUUUGAGUAUUUUGAGUAGUUUUGGCAAGAAUUAGAUGAGACGAUCAAUACCACUCAUGUCUGUGCGGUAAAUAUGAAACUAAAACCACUUAGCUUAACUUAACAUAAAGACUGGAAACAGGGACGUAGAUAUCUCUCCGUCUGAAGGUUAAACAGUCUCGGUGUUGUGGUUUUUCCUGGUGUUAAUCUGACGGACUGUUUCAGGAAGUCACUGAGUCAAACCCUGUUCUCAGUUUUUGUGCUAAGCUAUGCUAACCGGCUGUACAAAGAUGAGCGUGGUGUCGAUCUCCUCGUCUAACUCUCUGCAAGAGAGCAAAAGUGUAUUUCCUAACAUGUUGAACCUUUUAAAAUAUGAUCAUUGUCACAGCAAAAAGAAUAAAAGAUUCUGUAAAGCAAAAGGUUUUAAACUGCAUUAGUGGUGCAAACUCUUUACUGAAACCCAGAACAUUGGGUCUUAUCGGGAUCAGUUUAUGCACCUGAAGGCAUCUGAAUGUUUACUUUUAUGAUCCUGAAUACAAGCAGUAAAAAUCUUAAAAUCUAAAUAUCUAAUAAUAAAUCUAAUACAAUAAUAUUUAUAUGAUAUUUACUCCAAUCUGCUCUUUCAUUGAAGCUGAUUUUGUAUAUUUUUGUCACUGAUCUCCUGCUGUGUGUUAGCUCUCAGCCCAAAGCUCAAAGACGUAAAUCUUUAAAAACAGCUCACAGUUCUAUUGUUUCAUUUAACAUUUAAUAAUAAUACAUUCCUAAAACAGCUGGUCACUGUAGUUUUCAACAAACAUCAGUCAAACAGGAGGAAAUAGUGCAUUUGUUGGGCUCUAUUUUCUCUCGCGGAUUAACACACAUUUGGUGUUUUGUGAAUAUUUACAGAAGCAGGACUGUGUGUGUGUGUGUGUGUGUGUGUGUGUGUGUGAGUGAGACUGACUCUAAUUAAUCUACAGUGUGUGUUCAUGGUAAUGGAGGAACGUGUCACCCAGUGCAACAGCGUGGCUCACUGAUGUAGUUUAUUUGGACAAUAAUGGAGCACAGAGGAAGAAGAUAUACACAAAUAACAGCUCAAUAGAUCAAUUUAUUGAUGGUUUUGGUCUUUUUUUUAAAUCGAUAUAAGUAAAACAUAGAAUAUGGUCACACUUGUUUUGCGUCAUUAACAUCUGGAUGACGGGACACACGACCCUCCCACUGACCUUCCUGUGCUCAAACUAUAUUUUUGUCCCUCGGCUGGUCAGUUUAUCCUGAGCCGUCGCCAUGGAAACACAUCCCUCCACUCUGCCGUAUCACCCAUCACUCUCUGUCUCUCUCUCUCUGUCUCUCUUUUUGUCUGUCUGUCUGCCUGUCUUUCUCCUCUUUCUCUCAGGAUGGCAUCGCUGAAUAAAAAGCCAAAGGUUUUCUGCCUGAUUCGAUGCAGAUAUAUUGUGAUACUUUAACGGGUUCGACUGGGACUUUACCGACAGUUAGAAGGACUAUUUAAUGUGUCUGAAAUGAGCUGUUUUAUCUCUCUCUCUGUGUGUGUGUGUGUGUGUGUGUGUGUGUGUGUUUUCAGAAGCCGGUAUCUCUGGCAAUGCCUUUAUUGUGUGUUUGAUAUGGAUUGUAUUUUUGUUUAAUAAAGUUCAAAUAAAAGAUAGUUUUCAAGCA
Dicentrarchus labrax (European seabass) is the source of this 7596-nucleotide messenger RNA. RefSeq names its product intraflagellar transport 172 (gene ift172). Gene Ontology annotation, cellular component: axoneme; ciliary basal body; intraciliary transport particle B. Gene Ontology annotation, molecular function: protein binding. Lineage: Eukaryota; Metazoa; Chordata; Actinopteri; Moronidae. The record is from RefSeq and is a predicted model, not a curated record. Gene Ontology annotation, biological process: intraciliary transport.